AUGGUCCCACAUUCAUGAUUACUUACUUGCUAAGAACUAAGCAGUAAUUGCAAGAUGCAAGUAUUUUGGGUACUCUUAGUGGCCAGUGCGUUUGCUAUCGCAAACUGCGAGGAUGGCGACAAUUCUGCAGCACUUUUAGAUCCCAAAGACAUGGAAGCUAUUCAAGAGAAACUAGCUAAAAUGGAAUUCCUAGAACAAAUUCUUGGAGCAAUAUUUGGUUUCAAAAAACCUGAUGCAAGGGAUGACACGUGCCUACCGAUUGGAGCUGAAUGCCAUUUCUGGAGUGGGCCCAAUUGCUGCGGUUUAAGGACUCGGUGCAUAGUCUGGGACACACAGCUUACGGCAGCCUACAAAGGCGGUCCUGCCAGAUGGCUUUCUAAAUGCCGCGAAUACAGACUAGGUGUAUGGCUCGAUGACAUCGGCAGUUGGUUCUCAAGUUGGGGAAAAUAAACAAUUUAUGCAGUGGUCCUGCUAACGAAAUACGAAAUGAAGGUUGAUGAAAUAAAAAACUUUAAUUUUAAAUUUUCCUGUGAAUGAAUAAAUUUUGAAUUUCAAAA
Molecule: messenger RNA, 557 nt
Organism: Stegodyphus dumicola
Lineage: Eukaryota; Metazoa; Arthropoda; Arachnida; Araneae; Eresidae
Source: RefSeq, a predicted model, not a curated record